This is a messenger RNA of Erythranthe guttata (spotted monkey flower), 4355 nucleotides long. RefSeq names its product binding protein. Gene Ontology annotation, biological process: meiotic chromosome condensation; mitotic cell cycle; mitotic chromosome condensation. NCBI's taxonomy places the organism in Eukaryota, Viridiplantae, Streptophyta, Magnoliopsida, Lamiales, Phrymaceae. The record is from RefSeq and is a predicted model, not a curated record. Gene Ontology annotation, molecular function: histone binding. Gene Ontology annotation, cellular component: nucleus; condensin complex; condensed chromosome, centromeric region.
ACGAUUCUAAUCAAAGCGAGCCCCAUUUGAAUACUAGUCUUCCCGCUCCCUAAAACUUCAGAUUUUCAUUUGAAUCAAUUCACUCUUUCUCUCUCUAGUUUCUCUCUCAUGGCACCACCGUUCAUCUUCCCCCAAACUCUCACUUCCCUUGAAGAAGAUAACGAUUCCGACUACACGCGCCUCACCGUCCAAAACCCCUCUCCCAUAUCAUCCCUCCGCCCAUCGGAGCUUGAAGAAUUCGUGAAAGGGGUUUCGUUUGAUUUGUCGGACAAGGAAUUAUUCUGCGUGGAAGAGCAGGAAGUAUUUGACCGGGUGUAUUCACUCGUGAAGAAUUUCACCAGCCUCAGUCCUGGUAGCAAAUUCAAUCUGGUGGAGUCGCUGAGGUCUAAUUUGAGCGUGUUGUUGCCGAAUGUCGACUCUCUCUCUCGAUCGCGCAGGUCCGUUUCGCGGGACGAUGGGCACGACGAGAACAAUGAGCCCGGUGGUGAACAUUCAGUUGCCGAUAGAUUGGCAUCGCAUCGGAAUGCCUUCAAGAUUUACUCGUUUUUUCUUGUGCAUAUCCUACUCAUCAACGAGUCGAGUUCGAGCUCCGUUAACAAUGCUGCUGCUAAAGUGUUAGCUUCCAGUAAGAAGAAACGGCCUGUAGAUUCUUGGAAUUGGGAGCCUCAGAGAGGAAGAAUACUGAAUUUAAUUGCUAAUUCGUUAGAGAUCAACCUCUCAUUGCUCUUUGGUUCAUCUGACCCUGACGAAAACUACUUAUCCUUCAUUAUGAAAAAUGCAUUCCUCAUGUUUGAGAAUGCGUUGCUGCUCAAAGAUUCCGACAUAAAAGAUGCUUUAUGCCGUAUAAUUGGGACAUGCGCAACUAAAUACCAUUAUUUAGCACAAUCAUGUGCUUCCAUUUUGCACAUGAUUCAUAAAUAUGAUUUUGUCGUUACCCAUUUGGCUGAUGCUGUUGCUGGAGCUGAAAAGAAAUAUGCUGACGGGAGCAUGGCUACUUCCCUUAUUCGGGAGAUUGGAAGGAUGAAUCCAAAAGACUAUGUUAAAGACACUGUUGGGGCUGAAAAUAUUGGGAGGUUUCUUGUAGAGCUAGCUGAACGGUUGCCAAAGCUGCUCUCGACUAACAUUGGCUUAUUGGUCCCACACUUUGGUGGGGAAUCUUACAAGAUAAGAAAUGCACUUGCUGGGGUGCUGGGUAAGUUAAUUGCAAAGGCCUUUAAUGAUGACGAAGGUGAAGUUAGUUCAAAAUCUAUACGUCUUCGCACAAAACAAGCCAUGCUGGAAAUUUUGCUGGAGCGCUGUCGUGAUGUGUCAGCUUAUACUAGGAGUCGGGUUCUUCAGGUUUGGGCUGAAUUAUGUGAAGAGCACUCCGUCUCAAUUGGUUUGUGGAAUGAGGUGGCAACAGUUGCUUCUGGGAGGCUGGAAGAUAAGAGUGCUAUAGUCAGAAAAUCGGCACUUAAUUUACUUAUCAUGAUGCUGCAGCACAACCCUUUCGGACCCCAACUUCGAGCAACUUCUUUCGAGGCAACUCUAGAGCAGUACAAGAAGAAGUUAACUGAGCUGGCACCAAAAUGUACCCCUCAGAACUCAGAUGAGCCUCUGUUAGAUAACGAAGUUUUGUGUGGAGAGAGUGGGGUGGAAGAUGAAGAGGUUGAAGGAGUAUCCAAGGAUCAGGAUAGUUUAAGUGAUAGCUGCUUACCAAAUGCGGGAGAUGGACAGGUUCAGGUGGAUAAUUCUGUACCGGAUGUUGGUAAUGUCGAGCAAACAAGAACCUUGGUCGCUUCACUUGAGGCUGGUUUGAGAUUCUCGAAAUGUAUAUCUGAAUCAAUGCCGACCCUUGUUCAGUUAAUGGCUUCGUCGUCUUCAGGUGACGUGGAGAAUACUAUUCUUUUGCUCAUGAGAUGCAGACAGUUUCAGAUUGAUGGAUCCGAAACCUGCCUCCGCAAGAUGCUCCCUUUGGUUUUUUCUCAAGAUAAAUCGAUUUAUGAGGCUGUUGAGAAUGCUUUCAUCACAAUAUAUAUAAGGAAGAACCCGGUGGAAACUGCUAAGAAUCUUUUGAAUCUUGCCGUAGAUUCAAAUAUUGGAGAUCUGGCAGCUUUGGAAUUCAUACUUGGAGCCCUGGUGUCCAAAGGCGAAAUAACUGCUAGCAUGUUAUCAGCGUUAUGGGAUUUCUUUUGUUUCAACGUUAGUGGAACUACUGCUGAGCAAAGUCGCGGUGCUUUGUCAGUGUUGUGCAUGGCAGCAAAAUCUUCACCCACUGUUCUGAGUUCUCACCUUCAAGAAAUUGUCGAUAUUGGAUUUGGUCGAUGGGCAAAAGUGGAACCACUCCUUGCUAGGACAGCAUGCUUAGCACUACAGAGGUUGUGUGAAGAAGACAAGAAAAAGUUGUUGUCAACUAAUGGAACUCGUGUGUUUGGUAUUUUAGAGAGUUUAGUUUCCGGCUUUUCACUUUCCGAAAAUAUAUGGUAUGCUGCCGUUGAUAAAGCAAUAGCUGCUCUUUAUGCUAUUCAUCCUACACCCGAAACAAUAGCUGCAGAUCUGGUGAAAAAAUCCUUGAAAUCUGCAUUUGAAUCCGGUGAAGGAAGUGAAAUGCAAACUGAUAUUGCUUCUGGCACCACUGUUCAAGUUACGAAACUCAGCAGAUAUCUAUUCAUUGUUAGUCACGUUGCAAUGAACCAAUUGGUCUAUAUCGAAUCAUCUAUUCGAAAGAUUCAGAAAGCAAAAUCCAAGAAAGAGAAAAUGGAUGCUGAGAAGAAGAAUCUUGAUGCGAAUACAGAAUCUGAUGUACAAAAGGAUGAUGGCAUUAAUUCAGAGUUAGGUCUUGCAGCAUCGGAGGAUGCAAUGCUUGAUACCUUAGCUGAAAGAGCAGAGAAGGAAAUUGUUUCUAGUGGUAGUGCUGAAAAGAACUUGAUCGGACACUGUGCACCAUUUGUGUCCAAACUAUGUAGAAACUUUAGUAUAAUGCAGAAGUAUCCUGAACUGCAGGCAUCUGGAAUGCUUGCUCUAUGUCGUCUAAUGAUAAUUGACGCAGACUUUUGUGAAUCAAAUCUCCAACUGCUUUUCACCGUUGUGGAGAAUGCGGUGUCAGAUACCGUCCGAUCAAAUUGCACCAUAGCUCUUGGAGAUCUGGCCGUUCGUUUUCCCAACCUAUUAGAGCCCUGGACAGAAAACAUGUACGCACGUCUUCGAGAUCAGUCCGUGUCUGUCCGAAAGAAUGCUGUCUUGGUUCUUUCCCAUCUUAUACUAAACGAUAUGAUGAAGGUGAAAGGCUAUAUAAAUGAGAUGUGCAUGAGGUUAGAAGAUGAAGAUGAAAGGAUUUCAAAUUUAGCCAAAUUGUUUUUUCACGAGCUAUCGAAAAAAGGAAGCAAUCCUAUAUAUAACCUGCUUCCAGAUAUUCUUGGAAAAUUGUCCUGCCAGAACUUGAAAGGGGAGUCCUUUUGCAACAUUAUGCAGUUUCUAAUUGCUACCAUCAAGAAGGAUAAACAAAUGGAAGCUCUAGUUGAGAAGCUAUGCAACAGGUUCACAGGUGUCUCAGAUAUUAGACAGUGGGAAUAUAUUUCUUACUGUCUCUCUCAGCUAGCAUUUACCGAGAAGAGCAUGAGGAGGCUGAUGGAGUCGAUUAAGGCGUACGAACAUGUCUUAUCGGAAGACACUGUUAUGGAUAAUUUUAGAAAUAUAAUUAAUAAGGGGAAAAAGUUUGCGAAACCGGAGGUGAAAUCGAGCAUUGAAGAGUUUGAGGAGAGGAUUAAUAAGUUGCACAACGAAAAGAAGGAACAAGUACUAACCGAAAAGAAUGCGCAAGCACAUCAAGAAAAGGUUGAUAAUUUCGAAAGCUUAAUUGCAACCAAGAAAGAUGGAGACGAAAGCGGUGAAUCCGAAAUCACCGAGGACGAAGAAGAAGAGGAGGAAGAGGAAGAAGAAGAGUUUGAUAAUUCAGUGGAGAAUAGUGAAAUUUUGUGUACGAAAUCGAAAGGCAAGAAAUCGAGAACACGUUCGGAUGGUUUGAGUGAGGUGACUGAGUUGGAAUCGGGUGAUGAUGAAGAAGUUGAAUCAUCUUCUGUUCAUCUAAGAGAUGCAUCUAAAUCCAGGACUAAGAGAAGCAGCACAAGGUCUCGAAAUGUUUGUCCUGACAGCUCCGUUAGAAGAACGACGAGGUCUAACCGAAGGUAGGGAAUGAAGGACAGAAAAUGCAUGUUUCUGGAUAUGAAAACGUUGUUGUAGAUGUGUAUGUAUUGUGUGUAAUCAUGUGUGGUUUUUUAAAUUUCAUUACAUAUAAUACUUUUAUGUAUACAUACAGACCACAUUCAACUCAAAUGUGGUAUGUAUGCCUUGUAAUGAACUUGCUUUUUUUCUGCUUA